Linum tenue is the source of this 2257-nucleotide messenger RNA. Lineage: Eukaryota; Viridiplantae; Streptophyta; Magnoliopsida; Malpighiales; Linaceae. The record is from the annotation of a GenBank genome assembly.
GGCAUAUCCUACUCGGCAUUUCUUUUCUUUCCUUAACUCAGAGCAGGGGAAGGAAGCAAACAAGAAAACAAUAAGGAGGGAGGGAUGGUCCAAAUUCCCAAAGCUUCUUCACUGCUUCACCCUCUUCCCCGUUUCCACUAUCUCCUCCAGAUCUCUCUCACUUUCUAGAAAAACCUUUUUGGGCUCAGAGAUAUUGGAAGCCAAACAACGCACAAAGCCGCUUUUUCUCAGUUCACUUUUUACGGCUAUGGUUUUUCCUUGAAACCCGGAAACCGGAAAGCAAGGUGAUUUUCCCGCCGCCCGGCCAUCGAGUCAAAACACUCUCUGGACUCGAGUCCUCGUUUAUGGGGUGCUGCCAGUCAUGCUUUACCAAGCCGUCGAGCUCCUCCGACGACAAAUACCGCGUCCACGGCAACGACCAUGACCACCAGCCGACCACCGGCGCCGCUUCCCCUGCCGCCAACGGAGGCGUCCCGACGUUCACCGAGUUCUCGCUCGCCGACUUGAAAGCGGCGACCAACAACUUCAGCUCUGAUUUCAUCGUGUCCGAGAGCGGAGAGAAGGCUCCGAAUGUAGUGUACAAGGGACGUUUGGGUAACAACAACAGCAGUAGUGGAAUUAGUGAUGAUAAGAAGAAUAGCGAUCGGAGGUGGAUCGUUGUCAAGAAAUUCACCAAAGUCGCCUGGCCUGAUCCCAAACAGUUCGUUGAUGAAGCGUGGGGAGUUGGGAAGUUGAGGAACAAGAGGCUGGCUAAUUUGAUUGGUUACUGCUGCGAUGGAGACGAGAGGCUACUUGUUGCAGAGUACAUGCCUAAUGAUACUCUGGCUAAGCACUUGUUCCACUGGGAAAAUCAAACCAUUGAGUGGGCUCUGCGCUUGAGAGUUGCUUUGUACAUGGCAGAAGCUUUGAAUUAUUGUAGUGCUGAAGGUCGUCCACUGUACCAUGACUUGAAUGCUUAUAGGGUUCUGUUUGACGAGAAUGGAGAUCCCCGACUAUCGUGUUUUGGACUGAUGAAAAAUAGCAGGGAUGGGAAAAGCUACAGCACCAAUCUUGCCUACACACCUCCCGAGUAUUUAAAAAAUGGUAGAGUCACCCCAGAGAGUGUUAUCUUCAGCUUUGGUACAGUGCUUUUAGACCUUCUCAGUGGAAAGCAUAUUCCUCCUAGCCAUGCUCUUGAUAUGAUCCGUGCAAAAAACCUCCUUUUCUUGAUGGAUUCACAUCUGGAAGGGAACUUUUCUACUGAGGAGGCAACUGUAGUCUUUGAUCUAGCCUCACGAUGCUUGCAAUACGAGCCGAGAGAGAGGCCAAGCACCAAAGAUAUUGUUGAGACACUCUCCCCUCUGCAGAACAAGUCUGAUUGCAUGAUUAUACAGGUUCCUUCCUAUGUGAUGCUGGGAAUAUCCAAGCAAGAACAAGCACCACCGACACCGCAACAUCCUCUUUCUCCAAUGGGUGAUGCCUGCUCGCGAAUGGACCUGACAGCUAUACAUCAGAUAUUAGUAAUGAUGCACUACAAAGACGAUGAAGGAACCAAUGAGUUGUCUUUCCAGGAAUGGACGCAACAAAUGAGAGACAUGCUGGAAGCUAGAAAGCGAGGAGAUGUUGCAUUUCGUGAUAAAGACUUCAAAGCUGCCAUAGACUGUUACUCUCAGUUCAUAGACGUGGGAACAAUGGUUUCUCCAACAGUGUUUGCGCGGCGGAGCCUCUGCUACCUGCUCUGUGACCAACCUGACGCAGCUCUACGUGAUGGGAUGCAAGCGCAAUGCGUGUACUCAGACUGGUCGACAGCGUUCUACAUGCAAUCUGUAGCGCUGGCGAAGCUGAACAUGCACAACGAUGCAGCAGACAUGUUAAACGAGGCAUCUACUCUGGAGGAGAAGAGACAACGCAAAGCAUCUUGAGAUAUGGGAAAUGAUUGUGUGUCGUGGUGGAUUGAUGAUUAUUGAAUCGUAUAAAUUACAUUUUGGUUUAGGAUGGAUGGAGGAUUUUUGGUCUUUGGACCUGUGGUUGGGUAACUCUGUUGUUUAUUGGUUUGUUGUAGCCUUGUAAUUGAGGGGGUGUUCAAAGUGUGUGUAUAAAAGGCCAAAUGUGUUUAUUUUUUAGAGGGAAAAGAAGAAGGGAUUUUCAGUGUUCAGAAUUGUAAAAUAUAGAGUGGGAGAGGGGAAGGACAAAUAAUAUGAUUCUUGGGUUUAGACUUUGAUGUUCUUCAUUUUUCUUGUUCAACAAGUCAUGAAAUAAAUCUCUUGUUGUUUCGGAA